This is a messenger RNA of Podarcis lilfordi (Lilford's wall lizard), 30203 nucleotides long. Lineage: Eukaryota; Metazoa; Chordata; Lepidosauria; Squamata; Lacertidae. The record is from the annotation of a GenBank genome assembly.
AUGCGAGAAAGAACAGCCACGUAUAAAGAGAAACUGAGUGACCCGGUCAUCUCCUCUCCUGAGCCCAGUCCAACAGCAAGUAAGUUCAUUUGUAUAGCUGUAAACUCUCAGAACGUAUUUUGUAUAGUCAACCAUCUACCUAUAUCUGUAUUUGAUUGUAUUUGGUUUCUUUGCUAUGGCUUGUGGCUGAUGCAAAUAUAGAUUUUAUCACUCUAAGUUCAUGGAAACAAAUUGCAGCCUCGCCAACACUUCCACCUGUCCUUUGCCUGGAAGGCACAGGUCUGAAUGGUUUUGCCUGUCACUUUCCCCUGGAAAACCUGCUCUUUAGCGCUAAAAUGGAACAAACAGCAAUCCGCAGAAAACUCAAUUGCCAUUUGUUCUGAUUCAGUGUUAAAGAUUGUGUUUCCCCGUGGGAAAGCAAUGGGGCAAAACGAAAGGUGGAUAAGCCCUGUACCACACCUACAUGUGCUUGAAUUAGUCUUGAAUGUAAUAAACUGGCACUGUCAUUCAAAUUGUUACACUGGUUUAUGCUUCCUAAGCUGUAUGGGUCUGCCCUAGACAGUGUGUGAACCAGGAAACCAAACAUUAAGUCCAGAAACCCAUGUUUUGAAGUCUACCCAGAGCUUGACACUUGCUCUGUUUUUGCAACUCCAGGAAGAAAUCAAAAACUGGAGAUUGCUGAGUGAGUAAAUUACACAACAUUUGGGGCAUAAACAUUAUCUUGCAAUUUUAUUUUUAAGAGAUACUGACAUUGACUGUAAUACAGUAAGCCACAGCAGGAUAUGCAUCUCACCUGAAAUCAAUUAACCACUGUAUUAAACAACUGUCAGAAGAAAUCUGUAUUUCUUACUAUGCACAAUAGACAGAAGGAAGUGUAUAGUUGGCACAUUCUGCACUUCAUUGAGAUUGCUGUCCGCUCUUAAGCUGAAUGCAAUAAACUGGACAAAUGCAUUGGGGUGAUUGAGAUAACAGCAGCUUAUCUAUUUCCUUAUGCUUGCCAAGAAAAGUAGAAAUCAGAGAGAUGAAAUAUCAAUAUUUCAGCUUUUUGGUCCUGCAACAGUACCCUUACACACGCUUUUCUUUUCUAGAUUUUGCCAGUAGCAGACCGUGUGGUGGGGCAACAGCAAGGUUAGCGCAGUGCAAAUGCGCCAGCAGGUGCACUAGAUGGUACUGCUGGUGCGCUUGCAUUGUGUGAAUCUCCCCGUUGUCUUUCCCCUCCCCCUCUGCCUCCUAGUAAGCAGCAGCCAUGCAUCAUGCUGCCUCACUGGAUUUCUGUCUCUCUUGCAUUCAGGCACACCUACAGCAGAAAUUAAGAUACCUUGUGUUUAUUAAGUUAAUAGAGCAGGAGGGAGUCCACCUUGCUGGCCUGGCCCCACCCCCAAUAUGAACAUCCCCACCAACUCCAUCUCUUGGACCUCUGCACAUUUGACAAAAGUCUUAAGGGGGACCCUAGACACCUACAAUUCACAUGAUGAAUUUAAUGCCCAAUUCAUUUGAUGCUUUUCCUGGGCAGGGAGGCAGUUCGGGGGCGGGGGGAGCUGUCUUAUUUUCAUCAACAUGUUUUGAAUCAGCACACAAUAGCCAAUCAUGUGAUUAGGUCUGGCAUACUCUUCACAUCCCGAUUAACAAUCAGAUGCUGAAAGUUUUGUAACUUUUUAUAUCCAGAGUUGGUCUUACCAUAAACAAACACAAAGCCAUUGAUUUGAAGAAUGAAUUCCAAAAGGAAUCCUACUUUCUAGCCUCAUGUCUUAUUCAAACUGGCAACCCUGUACAGAAUGCAGCGCUAUUUUUUUUUUCUAGGAAAAGAGGUGCCAGAACUCACCAUGAACGCUUCCCUUGUUCUCUAAUAAUGGCAAUGGCGCCCAUCUGAGAGGUGCCGGAAGUGAGUUCUGGUGAGUUCUGGCUGAAAAAAAGCUCUGACAAUAUAUAGUUAUCAUGCAUCUUGCUGAAAGGAAAUGAUUAAAAAAAUACAUUUAAGUACAUUUCAUCUUUCAUACCUAGGACUCAUUUCAUCAUGGUGUAGGGAGAUGUAUAGGGAAAGAUUAACACUAAUAACAAUAUUAGUUUUAAUCCUUACCCCCCAAACAUGUUUCUGAGGCAGAGUGGAUUUUGUUGACAGUUGUCCACAGAGUGCAUUUUCCUGCAGACCCUCCAAGUGUCCCUAUUUUCCAGGGAUGUCCCUGAUUUAGAUAAGUUGUUCCAGUUUCUGAUUUGAUCCCAGCAUGUCCCACUUUUCCUUAGGAUGUCCAUAUUUUCAUUGGUGAAAUAUUGGAGGGUGUGGAGUUAUCCGACUCCACACACCCACACCCCAAGCCAUCUGAAGGGAAGUUCUGAACAGUGGUACUUUGUGUUAUGCGUGGGAUCUGUUCCAGAGGCCGGUCCAUAACGUGAAAUGCCCACAACUCAAAGUGCUGUGUCUGUGCUGGCGCGCGGCUUGAUUUGGUGCUUCUGCACAUGUGUGAAGCGUGAUUUAGCAUUUCUGCGCAUGCGCAAGUGGCGAAACCCAGAAGUAACCGGUACUUCCGGGUUGCCACGGGACGUGACCCAAAAAGAUGCAACAUGAAGCAGACACAACACAACGUAUGACUAUAUAGGGAAGGGUUUUUUUAAUGUUUAAUGUCUUAUUAUAUUUUUAUAUAUGUUGGAAGCUGCCCAGAGUGACUGGGGAAACCUAGUAAGAUGUGUGGUGUAUAAACAGUAAAAUUAUCAUCAUGGAAUGGGACGUCCCUAUUUUCAUCGGAGAAAUGUUGGAGGGUUUUCUGGUGUAUAACUCUCUGUAGCUUCAGAUAUCUUUGUGCAUUUGAGAAACUUGUGUGCAAUGCUGCCUCUUUGGAAACUUCUCUAGCACCCAAAAAGACGGCGCCACCCCCUCCGCCAAAAGAAGAGAAAAAGGAGGAGAAAAAAGAGGAGAAAAAAGAAGAGGAGAAGAAACCAGAAGAAGCAAAACCAGAGGAGCAUUACUGUGAUAUGCUGUGCUGCAAAUUCAAGAGGCCGCCCAUGAAAGAAUACUUGAGGAAAAUGAAGCUACCAGAAAGUAUAGAUGCAUACACAGGUAAGCUGAAGGCCUUCUUACAGGAAAGAGGUGCUGGCAGCUGUAAAUACGAUAAAAUUACUGGUAGCUCAUACUAAUUAUAAAGGCCUCUGUUGACAUAUGUUAGGGUUGCCAUAUUUCAAGAAGUAAAAAAUCCUCUCACGGAAGUUGUUGAGCUUUUUUGAGGGGAAAUCACCUAAACGCAUGGGCAAAGAGUGACACUGAAACACACACUUCCUGGUUCUGUUGGCAAAAACCUGGACAUUUUCCCAGUUUUUCAAUAUUCACCCCAGCCUGGAAAUUUCACUUCAAUCCUAUGCAUGUUCGGCAAAUUCCAGAUGUAUGGUAACCCUGCAUAAGUACUACUGUUAUGUUACACAGACAAGUAGGUGGGUUGGCACUAGUCACUUAUUGUACUCACUGGUGAAAUUAAGAAUCUGCCUUGCCAAUACAGUCCAAAAGCCCAGCCCAGUUCAUCUCAAUUUUUUCAGCCUUGGACUCACCUUUAGCUAACCUGAAACUUGUGACCCUCUACUAAUUUGAGGACCGGCUACAAGAAACUGGCCUGUUCAGUCAAUGUUUGGUACACAGCUUAGCCAACACGUAAGAUGUGGUUGGGUUUUUGAGUUGUAAUUAAACAUGAUAUAUCCUUGGGCAUUUUAUUUAUAUAUUGAAGGCGAUGUAUUCUCAUAUAUACUCUUCCAAAAACAGGAAGAGUAAUUUUAAGGGUGCUUUGUUUUUUUCUAGAUCGUCGCUAUAUAGGAUGGCUGUUUUUGGUUACCGUUGCUUAUAACUGGAACUGCUGGUUCAUCCCACUGCGAUUGGUAUUCCCAUUUCAGACACCAAGCAACAUGAUAUACUGGAUUGUGAUAGACAUCUUAUGUGAUAUCUGCUAUGUCUGUGAUCUGCUGAUAUUUCAACCCCGAGUACAAUUCGUGAGAGGUGGAGAUAUAAUAGUAAGUAAAGGUGGGCAGGGAGGUAAGACACAGAAGAAUCACACAAUAAGUAGACCCCAUAGUGUAGCAGGUAAUGUUGGAUUUUGACCAGAGGGACCUAUGUUCAAGUCCCCAGUCAGCCAUGAGCAUGGGCCUCUCUAGUCUAAAUUAAUGUGACUAUUCCUAUAAUACCUGGCCAUAUGUCAUACUAGAUAUGACAGGUGAGUUAGCAACAAUGUCUGGAGGCCCAUGAGUUCCCCAUCUGUGCAGUAGAACACAUGAGUCUUUAAUAGUGUGCAUUUUUUUACAUAAAAAAGAUAUAUAUGUUGCAGCAGGUGAUUUUAAAAUCUAUAUGAUACAGAGUUUAAGAGCUACUUUUAAAAAUGCAAAUUUUCCUGCUUUCUUGAUGCACCAUUCUUUUCCAAUUUUUACUAUGGAAAAGUAGUUCAGCUAACUGAAUAGGGAGAUAUCUAGUUACCAUAAAGGUAUGUAUGAUGAGAAUUAAGGAAAAUAGAGGGAUUAACUUUUAUCCAUUUUGUAUGCCGAGGACAUGUUUUCCUUUGAUUUGAUUUAUUACAUUUCUAUGCCACUUUUCAUUCAACUGAAUCGCCAAGCGGCUUGCAAACAAUAAAUAACAUAAUAGGUAAAGGUAAAGGGACCCCUGACCAUUAGGUCCAGUCGUGAUCGACUCGGGAGUUGCGGCGACCAUCUCGCUUUAUUGGCCGAGGGAGCCAGCGUACAGCUUCCGGGUCAUGUGGCCAGCAUGACUAAGCUGCUUCUGGCGAACCAGAGCAGUGCACAGAAAUGCCAUUUACCUUCCCGCUGCAGUGGUACCUAUUUAUCUACUUGCACUUUGACAUGCUUUCGAACUGCUAGGUUGGCAGGAGCUGGGACCGAGCAACGGGAGCUCACCCUGUCAUGGGGAUUCGAACCGCCAACCUUCCAAUCAGCAAGCCCUAGGCUCUGUGGCUUAACCCACAGCACCACCCGCGUCCCUAAGUAACAUAAUAGAACAUCACAAAUACGACAUAAAUCAUAAUGAACAAUGAACAAAAUACAAUCAAUAAAACACUAUUAACAUAGCAACUAGAAAAAUAAGCUAAGCAGCACAAUUUCAACAAAAGGCAUAUUAUAGGUUUCACAAAGUACUACAGCAUUCAUAAUCUAUAAACCAAUAUUUAAAAAACAAACUAAGCACUGAAGAAUUCAUACACACACACACACUCUCCACCCCCAUGACUCAUAACCUUCCACUCUAUUCAGUUCCUUAAACGGCACAUAAACAUAAUGCCUGUAGGAAUGGAAGGUGGAGCAAGGCAGGUAGGGGGGAAAUCAUGGCCAGCACAAAGUUUUUGUCACCACUAAUAAGGAUAAAGAAACCUCCUUCACAUGAAGUACAGAAGAAUGUUCAGGGGUACAGUUCUGAUCAACAUCCCAUACCCUUUUAAAAUGUGGCUCUUUUGGGGGGGCAUUAUUGGGUAAUUGUUUUUAUUUUAAUUUUAUGUGAAACACACUGAGACCUAGGGCGGUAUAUAAAGUCAAUAAAUAAUAAGUAAUAAUCUCAAGGUAGGGUUGGGAAGAAAGCCUUUCUGAAACCCAGGAGUGCUGCUGCCAAUCAAUGUAGACCACAGUGGGUUAGAUAGGCCAAUAGUGUGACACAAUGUAGGGCAAUUUCCUAAGUGCAAACAAGGUCCACCUACCCACAGACCGUAAUUUAAAAAUAAACGUCUAAUAUUUCUUAAUAUAUGCACUGUUGACAGUUCUAAUGCUAAUGAGAGCACAUUCAUCCAGCUUCGUGUGUGUGUAUUUUACAGCCUAUGAACCCAAACCCAUAAUCCAACUGUUCUGAGAUUUUUAUUCUAACAAUAUCUCCCUCCAUCCUCCCUCUAUACCUUUAAAUAUUUUCAAAAAUGAUAUUUAAAGAGAGCCUGUAGAUUUUCCCCAUGCAGAAUCAUGAAAUUUUAAUCACCCCUAAAUAUUCCACAAAGGGUGUCCACCUAACUGCACAGGCUUCUUCUCAGUCUUGUUUCCUAAUGCAUACUGUUUGUUUGAAAGAAAUAACCAAGUGUUAAUCUACAUGUUUGCUUAGGUUUCCAGAUUUUCUAAGCCAUUUGCUCAUUCCCAAAUAAAGUUGCUAAAAAGAAAACUGUGCCUUGGAAAGAGGUUAUCGCCCUACAAACAUACAAAUCCCAAUCCAACUUAAUAUCCCAGGGUUUGGUGUCAGUGCGUAUGACCCCUUGCUCAAGCUCAGCAAAACAAGAUUGUGUCAGAGAUUGCUUGAGACUCCGAUAUAUGCUGCCUUGAGUUCCAGAGGCUAUACAUUAAAUUUUAAAAGUUAGCUGUAACUAAAUCCAAAAUCAAUUGAAUGAGUUGGCUGUGCCUAACUGAAGUCUCAUUGCUUUCAGUAAAGCUUAGUGACAACUCACAUUAGCUGGGUGACCAAGGAUAAGAAUUUGGAUGUAUGCAUGAAAACUUGCCUAAAACAAAGGUUUGUGCUUUGAGACCUCAGUCCACAAGUGCUAAUGGACUUCAGCUAAUCAUGUCUAAUUUAGUCAUAUGCUAUCCUGAAAUGGUUCUUUGUUUUUGUACUGAGCUUUACCUAACUGCAUGUUUUUCCUGUUUUUAAUUAUAGUCAGAUAAAGUAGAAAUGAAGAAAUACUACCGGAGCACGUUAAAAUUUCGGGUAAGUAAAUAAGGCACGCUUGCUAAGGGAACAAAACAGUUAUUCAAACUAUAUAUCCACUUGGACAUGACUGUCCUACAGCUUCCCUCUCCCCACCAAGGUAGUCUUCAAGGUGGAAAUCAGGCAGAAAAUCAGUAGUGAUGUACAUUUCAGAUGUUGGAACUGAAAUUGAAAUUGAUACCUGAUCAAAAACGUACGGUUCCAUCCCAUUAUAUAAUGGAUUCCAUCGCAACCUAUGGUUCUAUCCCAAAGGACCCUCACCCUUGCAUGAAAGAAAUAAGAGGUUUGCCUUUGAUGGAGCAUCAAAGAUUCAGCUCCUGAUUCUCCUAUUGCAGCCACCCUUGGAAAGGCAUAUUUGCUUAAUUGUUUGCCUACUUUAUGAUGGACAUGUUGGCAAUGUAUCGUAUUUGAGCAGCACUUGAAGUCCUUCCUACGUUACUGCAUUCAUUACAAGGGACUUAUCUUGUGAAUGAAAACUAUAAUGUGGAAAGAAGCCUCAAGAGAUUUGGUGUUGAGAAGGAAUCCUUUCUUAGCUCAGAUGAGCCAUGCUCAUCUUGAAAUCUGGAUUAGAUAUUUGAAACUCACAAUAUUUCAAGGCAAAAUUUGUCUGCUAAGGACCAAAGAAAUGUGAGGUGGACAAGAACACAAUAUGGUCUGCUACACUUGCCCUGAAAGGGGAUAUACUGACUUCACAGAAAACAUUUUGCUUGAUCUUUGUCAAUAUUUUAAUACCACUUAUUCGGCUUUUGACUACAUAUGCAGUUCUGAGCUUUUCUUGAAAUCUCCCAAAGAUGGACAUUUCAUUUUAGCACCUUGUUCAAUCUCUUGCCAAUAACCUAGAUGAUGAAUCCAGUCAGAAACUAGGGAUCCAUUGGCUAAAUCCAGCCUUACAAUACCAUCAUCUGGGCUCAGUUUAUUUAUAUACUGCAUGCAUUUUCUGGAGUGCUCAAAGUGGUUCAGAGAAAAUAAGAAGGUAACAACAAUUUUCUGCAUAUAGAAAAUGUGUUCCACGUACUAGAAAGAUAGAACCUGAGCAUUCCAUUACAGUUUUUAACUACAUGAUAAUUAAUUUAACAUUGUAACUGAAUUUUUUCUUCAACAGCUUGAUGUGUUUUCCGUAAUACCAUUUGACGUCUUGUACGUUGUGUUUGGAUUUAAUGCAAUAUUUAGAGCAAACAAGGUGCUGAAGGUAAGAUGAGAUUAUCUACUGUUACCCUCAGUCCAGGGACAGAAAUCCUACUUGUAAAUACAUACUGUUGCUCAUCCACAGUGGUCAGGGGAGAUUUCCGAAUAUACACGGCACAGGAUGGUAUCAAACUUCUUCCAGCUGCACAACACAAAUUGGUUAGCAAGAAAGAUUUGUGUGAGGGACUGAUGUGGAUGCCUACCUACUCAGUUCAGCUAUAAACACUGCAAAAUGGAUCCUUGUACUGUUGGUUUCUAUGAGGCUAAUGGUGGAUCCAUCCCUCCCUCAGAUUGUUGGUGAUGGUGCCAGUCUCUUGCUUGGGAAAUAAAGACGGGGAACACAACUCUCCCUGAUAUUGUGUAGAAUAUUGAUUGUUAGUCUGUGUACUGUUAUUUUACUAUUUUCUAUAGCUUUUAUAGUAUGAGCUACCCUGAGAAUAUUUAUAUCGAAGAGCAACAUAGAAAGCCAUCACCAUCGUUAUCUGAUGAAGGCAACAUAUACACAGUCGCACCUGAUUUCAGUUUUUUAGUUAAAGCAGCCCUCCCCAACCUCGUGUUCCCCUGAUAUUUUGGACUACAACUCCCAUCAGCUCUGAGCCAAGGUGACUAAUGGUCAGGAACGAUGGGACUUGUAGUCCCAAAUAUGUAGAAGGUACCAGGUUUGGAAGGCAGAGCUACAGGAACUGUGGGCUCACAGCAUCUGUUUGCAUGCAUAGUUCUUCAUACAAUUCCAGGUGUAUUUGUGGACUCCUCCAUCCAGUUACUCCAUGAAUUAAUCACAUUUUGUCCUGCUUUUCUUCCAAGAAGCUCAAGGCAGUAGCAUAUACGUCCCAUCUCACCACCACCACCACCAGAUAUUUUCUCCUUGCAGCAACCCAGCACCAUUGAUUAGGCUGGGAGAUAGUGAGCAGCUCAAGGUCACCUACUGAGCUUCACAGCUAAUGGGCUUUGAACCUGGAUUUCCUCUGCCCUAGUCUGAGCAUAACUGGAUGGAGUUAGUAGUUCACACAUUGAAGAUGCAAUCCUUGUGUGGGAGUAAGUCACACUGAGAAGAGUAGGACAAACUUCUGAACAAGCAUGCAUAAGAUUGCCCUGUACAUCUGUAAAAUGCAGAGUCACUAAAUUGUUACAAAAUGCUGUUUUUAAAAAGCCCAACCUUUGAGCAUGUGAAAAACUUGGAUGAAGGGCAAUUACUGUUUCCUUCCAUUUCUAGAAACACAUUCUUCUCUCUUUUUUCUGGCUCCCGUGUCAGUUUAUCUAAAUUAAUUUCAAAUUAAUGAUCUAAACAAGCCCACUUCAUUUGUAAAAUCUAGAAAGGUAAUUAUCCAGACUGCCACCUCUCUUUCAAAAAGCCAGCCAUAUAGAAGAAAGGAAAUAAUAAAUGGAGAGCACCAAAAGAAUGUACUCUAUCUAUGAGCAAGAAACUUCGGUUGACUAGGUAAAAUAUCACUGUCAUCAUAAUUCAUCAUGACCACUGAUCUGCUAAAUGGAAAAGUAUCCUCCAUAGCCAAGCUCCUGGAAAAAGUGAUAUUUAAAAUGUCAAGUUGUUUCUGCUUUUUGCUAGUUUAGCAGUAUGAGCAUUUUUAAACCAAAAUUUUUAAGAUUGCCAGAAACAGGCAGUUGUAUGUCGUAAAAUCCAUGUGAGAUUAUAUUGUUACCAUAUACAGUUGUGUUUCCUCUCUUGAUUUGCAUUCAGCAUCUCACGUUCUUUGAAUUCAAUGACCGACUGGAGGCGAUCAUGGAAAAAGCAUACAUUUACAGGUAUGUGCUAGAUAUGCUCCAGUAUCAGUGUUGGCAUAUUUGUAGGGUGUUGACAUAUUUCAGCAUUUCCAGUCUCUGCCAUUGGAUGGCACAGCUUUUUGGUACAGCCUCAGAUACUGUCUGUAAAAUGGGGACAUAAAAUGGGGGUAUUCCAUAGGCAUAUAACUCGCCAGAUUCCUGUGAGGGUGCUGGGGGCAGGCCUGUGUUGUUAACUGCUUGAAGCCUUAGAGGAAGGCUAGUAUCUAAAUGAACAGAAAAUGUUAAUGUCCAAGGCACAGGUUCCUGGCGUGAUGCAAUGGUGCCUGCAUUUGUGAGCAACAACUAGCAAACACCCUUUCAUGAACACAGUUGUACCUUUCUAUAAAUAUUUCUAGCUUAUUGAAUUAGCAAGCCGCAGGGUCCUAUGGGGAGCAUACUUUACCAGUGCCCCUGUACCUGUUAUUAAUGGCAGUGAUUCAUUUGGCAAUUGCAGAAGGGGAAGAGAGUUGAGCACCAGCUGAUUUUUCCACUCUGUCAAUACUGGCCAUAGUUGUAAGUCACAGCAGGUGUUAGUAUUGCUAUUGAUCAAAACCCAGGUCUCCAAAGGGAAAACAGGCACAGGAAUGUGUGUCCCACAGGAAUGACAUCAACUGUUGUUUAUGUUUUUUACAGGGUCGUUCGAACUACUGGGUACCUGUUGUUUAUCUUGCAUCUUAAUGCAUGCCUGUAUUACUGGGCUUCAGCCUACGAAGGACUCGGCAGCACUAAAUGGGUAUAUGAUGGCAAAGGAAACAUGUAAGUUCCUUUGCAUUGCAUGGUGUUUCCCCAGCCUGCCCACCUUCCCAUCUUGCUUGCAAGUAAAACCUUCAGAACUUGUGUGCCCUGCUAACUUUUUAGCAGCAUUGCUGCUGAUUGGAAAUAAUGAACAAUGCUAAUUAUAUGGACGGCAGGUGUAGUGAGUGAUUAGUUUACCGUUUGGGGUUUUUACGGGUUUAUGAGUCAGCUCUAAUCACUAACUUAAUUAAACAUUUAGAAAGCACAAGGGUCGUAAAUUAAACUUACCGAUUAGGUGUGAGAAGAAGAAGCAUUACAUACGUAAGAAAACAACUACUUGAAAAGUUCAAUGGAGUACAAUUAAAACACAUGCGAUUGCAACAGAACAUUUUGCUCCCUUAAGAGUCUUCACAGGGUCAUGUUCUGUCAUUUCCUUUCAUAUGGCAAAGGAUACAUGUAAACAUGUUGCAAAGAGAGAAACUCUCCAGUGGGAGCUGACACUGCGCAAUGCAGCUGGGGGAAGAGGUGCCAAGUCAAUAGCUAUUAAUUCAACAAAAGCAAAAUAUGGGACAAAGUCAGGAAGGCAACAGCAGGCAGUAUAUAUUAUAUGACAUGUAAUGCAUGCAGAAAUGUACUGAGUGCAGCUUUUGCAGACAUGAUGGCAAUGCAGUUAAUGUAGGAGGAAAAUAUGAAUCCAGGUGAUCCAGGUGGGGGGGCUAAAUGGCAAAAGAAUCGGCUGAGUAUCUAGAUUUAAAACGUGGGGCUAAACUCAGUCUCUGGCGUGUUAGGGACUGGCGGGGUUUGUUAGAGCUUGUGGUGGAGGCAGGGGUGAGGAGAGUGACCCAGGAGAGGGGUCAGUGAUUUAUGGGGUUUGGUGCCACCUACAAGGCAGGAGCCAGGGCAGGAGGAGGAUGGGGCAGGACACAGGACUCUAUUGUGUUCAAAGUACCUGAGAGUUAAAAUAAUCUGAUACAGAACAUCUUUGUCCCUCAGACAUAUCUGGUUCUAUAUUAUGCUUUGUGUUAGAUUAACUGAAAGUCAUCACUCCUGUUAGCAUGGGAUGCCAACCAUGGAGAGGCUCAUUUAAAUUUCCCAAUGAAACAGGAGGCUCACUAUUUGCAGCUAUUGGGUUCCUCAUUGAUCCUCUUGCCUGCCACUUGCUAUAAAAGGUAGAUCACCUGAUACGUUGUUCAAGUGUCUCGCACAGCAAGCAAGGAGUGGUGGCCAAAGGGACCAGGGAGACAAACAGGAGAAUCCAUGGCUCUUGAAUAUUCCACACAAUUGAGCUUUAAAGGUAUAGUGUCUGUCCCUGGGUUACAACUUGCCAAGUCUUCCACCAAGGGCUGAAAUGCUUUGUUGUUUAUACUGCAAAAUUACAUCAGUGUGUUAUUGCUAGGGACUGGCUGAUUAAAUAUCCUUACCAACCAUACUAGCACUCAGCAAUCCAUUCUAAGAAUGGUUGUAAAUGUGCAAGAACUCACACAUAUAUCCUAGCCCUUUGGUGUGCUGUCAGUGGUCUUCUACUGGCCUGUAAAUUGCAAAUUGCAAAUCGUAUUUGUCUGACUGUAACUUAGUAGGGUUAUAAUAACAAAGAUUAAUUGAUUAUACUGGGUUUGCUUGACCUGAAGCAACCUGUCCAGGAGCCUAGUAUAGGGACGGGUGACUCCGUCAAUUUUGGUUUAUAUCAGUUUCUCAUUGUUGCAGUUCUCUGCAUAUCAGUUGUCCACAUUUCCACAUCAAUUUGUGAUUUAAAAACAAAGCAAAAGCAAGGUAUGCAUGAAAAUUCAUCAGCAUUUUAGCACCAAUUUAUCCUCAUACAGACAUUUUUACGUGUAAUUUUCCUACUAUUGACAUUUUUGCAAAGCAAAAUCCAUUUUCGAAUGUUAUUUUCACUAAUAUAUGCAUUUGUAUGUACAUUUUAUCCUAUGCAUUUUUGUAUACAUUACCUUUUUGGAGUAACUGCACUGAAAAAAAUAGGAGAAGUAUAGCUUUUGACAGAUGGCUGUGCUUUGGUUCUUGUAUUGUUUUGGAAUGUGUGAAAUAGGUAGGUUUGCAUUUAAAUGUGAACUGAAUAAAAAAUUUCUCCCAUCCCUACUAGCAGACAACAGCCUUGUGGUUGUCACCCUAGCAACAAUGCAUUGAAACACCUGGCGUUGCCAGAUUGAAGUGUUACUGAGCAGACAGACCAAACACCACACAUUUUCUGACUGAUAAAAUGAGAGCCACGUAGCCAAUCUGCUGCUGUCUCGAGAAUGAACUUUUUAGAACGAGAAUUAUUUCCUUUGGAAUUCAAUAGAGUGAUCAAUAAUCUCCCCUGAUGUGUUCAGGAACAGCUUUAUAUGUCUGACACAUUUCAAGUGAGGAAAUCUGAAGAUAGGACCGCCAGAGGGUCCAACAUACUUUCCAUUAUUAUUGAGUCAUGAAAUGACAGGCAAUGUGCUCACUCGGCUUGUACAGAAAUAACCUUGCAGGUGUGCUGUAUAGCCUGAUUUCAAAAGACACUACAAUUGGGGGGGGGGGGGUAAAACAAGCACUGAUUUUACAUGACUCACUGUUUGCCCCCGGGGGCCGGAUCCAGCCCAAUCGCCUUCUAAAUCUAAAUUUUAUAUAAAAUGCAUCUCUGGGUUAUUUGUGGGGCAUAGGAAUUCAUUCAUUUUUUUCCCUCCAAAAUAUAGUCCAGCCCUCAACAAGGUCUGAGGGCCCAUUGCCCGCCCCGCCCCCGUUGGAAAAGUUUGCUGACCCCUGACUUAAAUGAAGCCAACACAACUAUGAAGACUGUGUCUCUACAGACACCACCUGUACUUAAUAAUGACAGUUUCCUGCUUGGCAGGGGGUUGGACUCGAUGGCCCUUGUGGUCUCUUCCAACUCUAUGAUUCUAUGAUUCUAUGAUUCUAUGACACGUUUAGUGGCACACACACACGCACACACACACACACCCCUUGUGGGGAACCUGUGGCCCUCUAGAAGUUGUUGAACUACAACUCCCAUCAUUCCUUAUCAUUGUCCAUGCUAGCUGCAAUGAAUAGGAGUUGGGAUUCAGCAACAUAAUGAUGAUGAUGAUGAUGAUGAUGAUGAUGAUGAUCGUGAUAAAUAAUUUAUUAUUUAUACCCCGCCCAUCUGGCUGGGUUUCCCCAGCCACUCUGGGCAGCUUCCAACAAAAUAUUAAAAUACAAUAGUCCAUCAAACAUUAAAAACUUCCCUAAACAGGGCUGCCUUCAGCUGUCUUCUAAAAGUCAGAUUUCCUUGACAUCUGAUGGGAGGGCGUUCCACAGAGCGGGUGCCACUACAGAGAAGGCACUCUGCCUGGUUCCCUGUAACUUCGCUUCUUGCAAUGAGGGAACCACCAGAAGGCCCUUGCCUCUAGACCUCAGUGUCCGGGCUGAACGAUGUGCGUGGAGACGUUCCUUCAGGCAUACUGGACCAAGGCCAUCUGGAAGACCACAGGAUUCCCAUCCUUGUUCUACAUAAAACCAUAAAGUAAUACUUUUUUUUAGUUCAUUAAUUAUCAGGACUAGUUGCAGUGAGGAGGUGGAGGGAGAGCAUUUUUCCUGAUUCUGAAAUUCAGAAUAAUACAGAAUAGUAUUUCUGCAUUGGAAACCUAUGUAGAAGAAUAAUGAUAUCAAAAAUUGUAUUCUAUCUACAGGUAUCUAAGAUGUUACUACUGGGCAGUUCGCACUUUAAUCACUAUCGGUGGGCUUCCAGAACCAGUAACCAUGUUUGAAAUCAUCUUUCAACUUCUGAAUUUCUUCUCAGGGGUCUUCGUAUUUUCCAGCUUGAUUGGUCAGGUAAGCAAAGGCAUUAAUGGUUAAACUGACCCUUAAGUUUAAGAUGUUUCCAGCGAUCUGUGUAGUUAACAUUUAGUCUUUACAUCAAAAUAUGAGUUUUUACUAGAGAGAGACAGGUACAAAGCUGUCUAGAUAUUCACCUGUAUAGAUCUCCCCCUCAGUGAUGUCUGUUGAAUAGAUAAACUUCUAGAACCAUAAAUAGCAAAAUUCUAUGGUCUGCUCUGAAUGUUGAUGUUCAAAUAUAAUAAAAUAAGAUACUCAGGGAAUUGUUAUGAGGUUCCCAUAUAUAGAGUCAAAUGGGACCAUUGAUCCAUCUAGCCCAGGACUGAUGCCCACUAGAAAUUGUUCUAGUGGGCAUCAGUCAAGCAGGUAUGGCGCACUGGAAUGUGUGUUGGGCUAGGACCUGGCUCAGCCAUGAAACUCACUGACUGGCCUUGGGCUAGUCAUGGUCUGUUAGUCAAACCUACCUCACUGUUGUUGUGAGGAUGAAAUGUGGAGGAAGAGAACCAUGUACAUACUCCCUGGCAUGGAAAGAUAUUGCAUCAUUGGCUCCUCUGUAUAACCUGGAACUUCUGACAUUGCUGAAGCAAAGGUGGAAAGUAUGUGCACCGGAAGCUCCCAGAUCAUCUCAGAACACACCAUCCAACAUGCCCUUUUGGCCUGCACUCUUUAUAAAGACUUGAGGAAUGAGGUUAUCAUCCCUCUUUUAUUGUCCAUUCUGGGUCACCCAGCCCCUGCCACAAGUGUCCUUUCUCUUGGCAGAUCAAGAUGAGCAGGAGACAGCAAAGGUUGCAAGGCUUUUAGCUGGGGCAAUUAGAAUAAGAUCCACUAUUUGACUAUUGAUUCAAAACCUAAAAUGUAUUUUAUACAAUUCACUUUUUUAUUUUUUGUAUAUCAUAUUGUUGUUUUAUUGCUAAGACCGAUGGCUGACACAAAUAAAGAUUCAUUCAUUCACCAUCCAACACACAUUCUCUGGUGGUCUUCCAUAUAGGUAUACCAGAGAGACAAUCCUGUUUAACUUCCAGAAAACACUGAUGCUCUGUAAUGUGACCAAACCAUUUAGAAAGGGUUGACACCAUUCUUCUCAUAGUAAUAUCUGAUAUGAGUUUCAUGCUGCCAAAAGAAAUGAAAAUGUAUUGUUGAAGAUGGUUUUGAUGCUGUUAUUGACUUAGAUGACCCAUAACAAAUUUAUGAAACUCUUGAUUUCCUCAUUGUCCUCACCUUUCCUGCUUAUUAUCUUAUUGGGGGCCAAAAUUGUCUUGGCCUUUUGGAAUCAUGUUAUUUUAAAAUCAACAUUUUAGAAAAUCACUCCCACCCAGCUCCCAGUCUCUUUAUUGGGGAAAAGGGAAGUAAAUAUUAUCCUGGAGUAAUAAUAAAAAAAAAACAGGCCUGGUUUGUCCUCUACAAAGGCUAAUUUGUUGUUUAUCAAAUGGAUCUUUCUACAAAUUAGCUUAGUUGCUGAGUUGAUUGCUAUUGGGAGUCAGGAAACAGCUUGUCAGCAUUUCGAACAGUGCACGAACUCCAUUUGCAAUGUAUAUAUGUCUACUCUGAAGUAAAUCCCAUAGAAUUCAGGUAAGUGGAAAUGGGCUUACAGUUUUAGACUGUGUUAAUAUCACUGCCAAUUUCACUCUGCGCUUGGCAGCUAGUCUUAUGUGUCACGACGGACUGCAAACACACAGGUAUGAUUCUGGAGGCACUUGUUUAUUUGGAGAGCUUACUAACUGGUCUUGUGUAAUCAGGCGAAUACAAUUUCAGCCCAGUCCUCCUGUGCUUCUUUAUAGUAGUAUCAUUCCAGAAUAAAUUCAAUGAUUCUUAGGUGUCCAGAGGCUGACAGGAGAAUGCAGGUCAUCCACAGGUCAGGAAAAGGACAUGAGACAUGAAAUGCAGUUAGCUUUUAUUCACAAAAGUGAAAACACAUCUGGGCUAGUAUCCCCUAGUUGAAGACAUUGCUGGAAAGUGGCGUCUGGCCCCUCCUUCCCUCUCUAGUCCCCUUAGUCUUGACUCCUCCCAAACAUCUGUAGACCGCAGCAACAGGGAGUUUCCUCUCUGGGCCUGUCUGGCCUAUUGUUCAGUGGUGUGCAGGACUCUUCGUGUUCUGGGUGUCAGUGGAGGAGGAGAGCCAGUAGGAAGAGGACUAUCCGGAUGCUGAGCUUCUGCCUCUUCUCUAUCAGAGUCUGUGCUCACACUGAGAUUCUUGGCACCCGGUCCUGUCCUGGAUUGGCUUCCUUCUUCUGUCCCCCCAUGUUCACUCAAACCUAGCACCUCUCAGCUCGUCCCUUCCGCAGACUGAACCCCUGUGUCCCUGUUAGGAUAUUUCCGUUCCACCUUAAAAGGGAGCAGGCUUUGUGAGUCAGAGUCUGCGUAUUUCCUGUUCACAGGAUGUUUAUGUUUGCUACUGCUUUCGUUUCUCUCUCUGUGUCGCAGACACUAAAGCAGGCAGUCAUGUUUUUCUGUGUUCUGAUCAACGCUGAAUAAACUUGUAAAUAAUGCUCUCCUGAGUGCAACUUUUGGCUGUGCAUUAUCUGCUGAUAGAGCGUGCAUGAGCUCUGGAAUGUGGCAAGAUAUUUUCUAGAAACUCAUGUCGCUGCGUGCCUACGGGAGGUCGAUGGAUCGUCCGGCAGACGGCUUGGGGGCCUUGAUGGACUUUAUCUCCCUGGCAGUAUCCCAACAGUCCCACCACCACUGUUCUGGGUCUAAGUCUUCUUCCUCUGUGUUGUCCCUGAGGGGCUCUUUGGGCUGGUGGCACCCACCACUCUUCCUCAUCCAGCCAGUCCUUGACAUCAGGGUGCUUCUAGUCUGUUAUACUUUUUCUCAUAAAAAUAUUUAGUUUAGAUGUUGGCAUAUGCCCUUUUCACAACAGAGUGCACACUCAUAAUCCACCACAGAGGAAGACUGCAAAAAAAAAUUAAUAAUAAUGACUAAAUAGUGGUCUUGGGCAACAAAUCAAACACUUAUUUACAAAACUGGGCUUUUUGGGUAAGAAAAGUGAUGAACAACUGCAUAGUGUAAGUAUAUAAAAUUGUGCAUCCUUACUUACCACUAUCACAUCAACAAAGCAGCUCAUGACAUAUUGAAAGGUCAAUAACAUUAACAGCCAACCUCAGCCAACAAAUAAAAACAAAACAAUAUACCGUAUUUUUUGCUCUGUAAGACACAUCAGACCACAAGACGCACCUAGUUUUUGGAGGAGGAAAACAAGAAAUAAAAUAUUCUGAAUUUCAGAAGCCAGAAGAGCAAAAGGGAUCGCUGCGCAGUGAAAGCAGCAAUCCCUCUUGCUGUUCCGUCUUCUGGGAUAGCUGCGCCCCACAUUCGACCCAUAAGACGCACACACAUUUCCCCUUACUCUUUAGGAGGGAAAAAGUGAGUCUUAUAGAGCAAAAAAUAUGGUAAAUGCAGGAGAUGUCAUCUAAAAGUGACUAAAAUGUCAACAGAUUGUUAUAAUAGCCUUCUAACAAUACUGGUUGAUAUUUGCAGAUGCGAGAUGUCAUUGGCGCAGCAACAGCAGGACAGAACUACUACCGUGCCUGUAUGGAUAACACUGUAUCUUACAUGAACGUCAACACAAUUCCAAGAAUUGUUCAGAAUCGUGUUCGAACUUGGUAUGAGUAUACGUGGGAUUCGCAAGGAAUGCUGGGUAAAAUUCAGAAUAAUUCAAAAGACACUUGCAGCCCACCCUCCCCACUUUCCUUGGGAAUAUCAAUAUAAUUUAGUUUCUUUGACAAUGAACUGGGAAUCAGCAGUGGUUAUUAACUACUGUACUUGAUUUCAUCAAAUAAUUUUGUGCUUUAUAAAAAUAUAUUCUUUUAAUAAAUCCAUAUCUUAAAUUGAAACUGAUCAGAAAGGCUGCCUAAAUUUGAAUAAUACUUUUGCAAACUUUUAUCAAGUAUUCCUGACAGCCCUUCCCUUCUAAUCAUUUUAGUUUUGUAGUUGUUUUUGGUCGGUAGAGAUCCAAUGUAGCACAAUUUUUGUUUUUUUAAAAAAAGUUUCUCCCCCUCACCUGUUCUGUAAUCUUGCCUUGCAGAUGAAUCUGAAUUACUGGAGCAGAUGCCAGGGAAGAUGCAGCUAGCCAUUGCAAUCGAUGUGAACUUUGCCAUUGUCAGUAAAGUUGACUUGUUCAAAGUAAGUGGCUUUUCAUGUAAUCUAACAUCCAGGAUUGGAAAGGUGUUUGCUUGCUUGCAGUAAUCCGGAUUGCCAAACAAACAAGCAAAACUAUUCCAGUAAGCAAUUUUUUUAAAAAAUAACUUUUUAUUCAAAAUUAAAACAAAACAUAUUAUCCAGAAACAUAUCAUCCUUAUUUUCCCCCCAUUUUUCCUCCCUCCCCCACCCCCAACUUCCCUCUGUUCCAGUCUUUGAUUUCUCUAGAAAUGCUGUUUUCUGCAUGUUACAUAGUUGUAUAGAUCCUCAAACUAUUUAGCUGAUUAUGAUCAAUAAAAAGUUUGUGAAUGUUUAUUCAAAACCAGCCAAGGAGUCCAGUUCACUUUGUUGUGUCUUCAAAUACUUUGUAAAGGGUUCCCCAUUCAUCUUUAAAGUCACAGUUAUCCUUGUCCCGUAGCUUGUAUGCCAGUUUUGCCAGUUCUGCAUAAUCCAUCAAUUUUUCUUCCCAUGAUUCUUUAGUUGGGGUUUCUUCAGUCUUCCAUCCUUGUACUAUUCAAACUCUCACAGCCGUUGUCGCAUACAUGAAGAUGUUUUUCAGCUUUUUUGGCAGAUCUUUCCCUACAAUCCCUAAUAAAAAUGCUUCAGGUUUUUUAACAAAUGUUAAAUGGAACAUUUUCUUCAAUUCGUUGUAUAUCAUUUCCCAAAUUUUUUUAAUUACCUUACAAUUCCAGUAGUAAGCAAUUUUUAAUUUAAGUGCAACAGAUAAAAGCAAAGCUACACAGUUGCUUUAAUGCUGAUGAUCCCCAACUAGGACCAAGUAUGGUAUGUCAGGAGCCAUCCUACUCUCGAGUAGGACCCUGGCAGAGACACAUGCCCAACUGGCAUGUUCUCUCCCUCCUGGUCGUUCACUCAGGAGCUUCAAAAGCUUUCUUCUGCCCAAACAUCACAGCGACCGAUGCCAACAGACAUUGGCACACUCAGGGAUCCGCAGAGUCUCCACAGUUUGCGUAACAGAACUCAGUAGCUCAGCAUUUGGCUAAUCUACGUUUAUUUACGGUACAUAUAAAACACUCGGAGCAUUCCGACUCUUUCUCAUCAGACAGCAAAGAGAAAGAACAAAGGACAAUAGUCCCACUUCACGGAACACAUUAACACAAACUUCCUGUCUCCGUCACUUCCCACUCUGUGGAAUGAAAUCAUACACCGUCAUGUGAUAGACAACAAUCCCAUGACUGCAAGCAUGGGAAAUGAAUCUUCAACAUGGUGGCCCUGUGAAGGCAGAAGCACACGGGAAAGAGGUUCAUGUAGUUACUAGUGGCUCACAGUGGGACUGAACCAGCCACCAGGAGCCACACAGGUUCAUAAGCUUUGACAAAGCCAUGAAGGAUGCUUAUACAAGUUGCUGGCUUAAAGGAGACAAUUACCCAAUGCUUCCAAUUUUACAGCAAGAAUUCUGGGUCAUUGCUGCAUCCUAGCCAUCCCAGUCUUUGUUCCCAAGAGUGGCACAGCCAGACUGCUGUUGCUGUGUGAUUACUGGGGUUGCACUUACAGUCACUUACAGAUUCACAAGGAUGGCUUCAGAGUCUAAACCUAAAUGGUUGGAGCAAGGGUCAUUGCAUUGCAUUGCAUUGCAUUGCAUUGCAUUGCAUUAUUAUAUUUUUAUUUAUACCCUGUCUUUCCCCCGAUGGGAUUCAAGGCAGCUUACAGAUAAAAACAAGAAUCACUAAAAAUGUAGGAAAAAACCAAUAAUUAAAAAAACAUUUAUCACAUGGAGUCAUGAAUGGUUGGUGUAACAAACUUUGGGGCCACAAUCCCCAAACUUUUAAUUGCACAAGAAUUCUUUGUUGGAACUAAAUCAUUAAACGUGUGAGCAUAUGCAUGCUGCCUGCAACCUAGCUAAUCUUAGAAUGAACUUCUAUGAUCCACAAGUAAAGAUUAGAUUUAAUCUUCUUUUUCUUCUUUUGUAUUUUGACCUUCUGCCAGUUCUGUGUAACAUUACAUGUAUGCAUUUCAUACAUACUGAUUCAUACAAUUCUGAUUCUGAUUAUUCUCGCCCGCCCGCCCCCUCUUUUUUUUAACAGGGAUGUGAUAACCAAAUGAUCUGUGACAUGCUGCUGAGACUGAAAUCCAUUGUGUAUUUACCUGGUGACUUUGUCUGCAAAAAGGUGAUCUUGACAACUUAUAUUACAAAUGCAAGAAUAAUGAGAGCAUUAGAAAAAGGAGUUCAGCUAUGGGUCAAGAAUAAAAUUUGAACAAAAUUAAUCUUGGGCAAAUUACAUUGCGGGAAAACUAAUUAGAGUGCAAUUUGCAAUAAUAAUAAUGUACUCUCAAAUUUCAAACUUGGCCCAGACAAUAUGGAUUUUAUUACUUAUAUAUAUGUGUGCGGGUUUGUGUGUUUUUUUUAAAUAGAGUAAGAGCAACUGGAAUUUAAAUAUGAGUUAUCUAUUGGCAUACAUUAUUAGACUUCAUUAUUUAACUGAAAUGUUGCAGACACAAAACUAGAUAUAAGUGUAAAGAGAGAUGCCUGAGACUGAGCUGUAAAAUUCUGUGAUUUGCCAUCUGAAAAACAAAUCUGAGACACAUACAUUUAAAUGUUCUGCGCUUUGCCAAUAAUGAUCAGUCUCGAUAUAGCAAUGCUUGCUGUAAUGACUAGACGAUAAAGUACAGCAGUUUUCUAAGUGUGGGCCAAACUAAUGCUGUGUCUUUUGGGGAGAACCCAGAAAUCAGGAUUAGGACUUCAGCAUAAGCCUAAGACUUCAGCUUAGCCUUUUCCUCCUGCACGAAGGUGCUGAUGAAAAUUCCACUCCCCUGCCACAUCUGGAAGAUGUUGUCUGGCAUUUAAAUGAAGCUUCCACUGGUAGCUACAGGAGCUUCCAUCCUGGAACAAAUGGCAACUUUUGCGAGAAUAACUUUUUUUCAAGAUCACAGCAUGGUGGGAAAGGGUUAAAGCCCCCCCAUACUGCAUUCUCAGUCUUGAUUGCCUCCCUGAUCUCUCUCUCACACACAUACCGUAGCUACUAUUUAAAGGAAAUAAAUCAAGCACGUUAAAUUCUUACAUGCAUUUAAUGUCACAUAUACUUUGGCCCUGAAGUUGACAAGCGAUUUAAAUCUUUACCUAUGUAUGGCUGAGGUUUUGUUCAAAUCCAGAUCUAUUAUUUACAAAAAUAAUGCUCAAAACACUGGACCACACUGACUAUAUAAAUGAUGGAUACACCCCAGUUUUAUGCUACCUUUUCUUUUAUAGUAUACUAGAUUACAUUGAUUGGAGUACAUAUAUCAUAAGCGCAGACAUUUCAGUCCUGUUUGUCCAGGUAUAAUUGGCUUCAUUUGGAUGCUAAUCAGCUCACAAAUGAGCUGGUAAAUAUGCAAGAAACAGCAGAUGCUUUGGUUGGUUGAUUAUUCUUGAUUUCCUCUUUGAAAUUAUGCAAAUGAUCAUUAGGAAAAAUAAUUAAAAUGCUGAUUUGCUUUGGAAUGUGCAGUGUUUCAUUUGUUUGGGCUGCUGUUGCUAUGCUUGUCUUGGAGAAUGGGAGAGGCAAGGUGAGAUAGAGAGAGAUACUUUUAACUAGAGUCACAUCUAUGGAUAGUUUUUUCAACUCUGUGAAGGUUAAAAUCAUUCCAUAUCCAUGGACCGACCCAAGGCAUUUUGCUACCUGAGUCAAAGGACGAGGAGGAAUUUCCCCCUCUCAGUUCCAUGUCCAGACGAUAUGUCAGUCACGAGGGAAACAGACAUGCGUCACUAGGGAGGGCCUUCCACAAAGAGGGGACACCACUGAGAAGGCCCUGUCACAGGUCAGAGUCAACCAGGCAGCCCCCUGUGGCAGCACCGUGAUGCCACCGGCCAAUCACAGGGUCUGAAGUGGCUGAUACUGGGGAAUUCAUUCUUUUAGGCACUUAGGGCUUUGUAUGAUAGUACUAACCUUAAUUGGCAGCCAGUGCAGUGCUUUCAGGACUUCCGGUCUCAUUGGGUUGCCCCACUUAUCAGUCUAGCAGCUGCCUUCUACACUAGCUGUAACCUCCAAGCCGUCUUCUAGGUCAUUUCCCCCCAUUGUAGGAGGCCACCAGAGAGCAUGGGCAACCGAGGCCAGGCUAUCCUGGUCCAGAGAUACCCAUAGCUGGUGAAUCAGCCUAAGCUGGGCAUAAGCACACCUAGCCACCAAAGCUACAUGAGAUUCUGGUGACACAUAGGAGCCCAAACAGUGAACUUGUUCCUUCAUGAGUAGUACAAGCCUACCUAGAAUAGUAUCUCUCUCUCAGCCUAAUGAUCUGUGACAUGCUGGCAAAGUCACUGGGAGGAUAAAAUGGAGCAACCCCCAUCUUGGCCACCCUGACCUCCUUGGGGGGAGGAGGAGAUACCUAAUUAUUCAUCAUUACUGUAUCUACAAUGGGAAAACCUUUCAAAACAGGGCAUAGUGAUUUUACUGCACAGUUGAAGAAGCUGCUUCAUCAUGCCAGUGUUUCAAAGCGGAGAUUCAGUUUGUGGCAAGUUCACCAGCUGCAGAAAUAAGUCAUGACUCUUUAAAGGAUAUUCUUUCUGCAAUUGCGUGUCAUUAUCACCACUGAGCUAUCAUGGACUGAGAAUAUUUUCUUCUGCGUGUUUAUACCUAGGGAGAAAUUGGUAGAGAAAUGUACAUCAUCAAACAAGGAGAGGUUCAAGUACUUGGAGGUCCUGAUGGCACCAAGGUCCUGGUGACCUUGAGAGCAGGAGCUGUAUUUGGAGAGAUCAGGUAAUGUUUGUCUAUUAAAUCUGUAUACCACCCUUCGUCUGUAGAUCUCAGGGCGGUUCACCACAUAUAAAAAAUAAUAAUAAAAUAAUAAUAAAAACAAGUACAAAAAAGAAAACACCACAAACGAAUAAACUCCCCUCCCCCAAGCACAUUUGAAAGGCCUGGUUGAAGAGGAACAUUUUUGCCUUUGCUGUUCCAUAAAGGUAAAGGUAAAGGGACCCCUGACCAUCAGGUUCAGUCGUGACCGACUCUGGGGUUGUGGCGCUCAUCUCGCUUUAUUGGCCGAGGGAGCCGGUGUACAGCUUCUGGGUCAUGUGGCCAGCAUGACUAAGCCGCUUCUGGAGAACCAGAGCAGCGCCCGGAAACGCCGUUUACCUUCCCGCCAGAGUGGUACCUAUUUAUCUACUUGCACUUUGACGUGCUUUCAAAUUGCUAGGUUGGCAGGAGCAGGGACCAAGCAACGGGAGCUCCAUAUGCUGUUCCAUAGGGUUGACCAAAUGUAUAUCACCACAAUAAAUUAUCCUAAUAAUGUCUCUUCUAUUAAACUACUCUGUAGAGCCAGUGUGGUCUAGUAGUCAGUGUUGGACCAAGACCUCAGAGACCAGGAUUCAAAUCCCCACUCAGUCCUGAACCUCACUGGGUGACCUCAAGCCAGUCACUUGCUCUCAGCCCAACCUACCUCACAGGGUUGUAGUGAGGAUAAAAUGGGGAGGAAGAGAAACCAUGUGUGUGCACUGUGAGCACCGUGGAGGAAAGGUGGGGUGUGAAUGCAAUAAGUACAUAAAAUAAUGAGAUACCCAUGUGUCAUCACAAAUUGUUAUUAGACAGAAGGAGCACCAAUGUGUGUUUGAGAAAGUGUCUCCAUAAUCAGGACCGGCAGGUCAUAGCUGGCUUCCCAUGGUAAGCAAGAAGGUUGCCGGGGUGGUUGUCUCUCUAAUUUGGGGUUAUGCCAUGCCACCUCCAUGGUGGUCAUUUUGCGACAGACACCGCCACCACUCUCUCAAAAUUCAAAAUAUGCCCAUUAGUCCAAAAAAGGUUGGCUGAGAGAUUUGAACCCUCUGUCUCUGGAAAAGUUUAGAUCUGCUGCCUGUGAGCUGCCUCUUUGCAUAUUUGCAUUUUGUUAAAUUGCAGUUGGCACAUUUUCACUGCCACGAGGGGUGCUGUAAGCAGUGGAUAAAUUUAAACCUGGCCCGCUGCUGUUUUCCAAAAGCAGUUUAGAGCUGUCUGCAGAAGAUUAACAAUAGCAGGAUGGCCGCUGAAACAGAACUAGACUCCACUUUUAUCGCAUGCAGUAGAAUUGAGUUCAGCCACCUGAAAACACUGUUAAAUAUUGUACUUAUAUAUGGAGAUAAGCCCUAUAAAGGGGUUCUGCUUCUAUGUUUGUCUGCUACACUAGCUACAGCCAUUCCUGGACAGGGAUAGCCUGCCCACUGUAGUCUAUGCAUCAGUAAACUCAAAGCUAGGCUACUGCAAUGUGCUCUAUUUGGGGCUGCCCUUGGGCUUGGCUUGGAAGCUCCAGGUAGUUUCGGAUUGUAAUGGCCAGACUGCUGGUGGGGGCAUCGGGCUGAGAGCAUGCGACGGCAUUGUUGAAACAUCUGCACAUUGUUGAAACAUCUGCACCCAGUUCAAGGUUCUUGUAUGAAUCUGCAAAGCCCUGAACAAUGUAGGUCCAAGGGUACCUUAAAGGUAAAGGAAAAGGGACCCCUGACCAUUAGGUCCAGUCGUGACCGACUCUGGGGUUGCGGCGCUCAUCUCGCUUUACUGGCCGAGGGAGCCAGCAUACAGCUUCCGGGUCAUGUGGCCAGCAUGACUAAGCCGCUUCUGGUGAACCAGAGCAGCACACGGAAACACCAUUUACCUUCCCGCCAGAGCAGUACCUAUUUAUCUACUUGCACUUUGACGUGCUUUCAAACUGCUAGGUUGGCAGGAGCAGGGACCGAGCAACGGAAGCUCACCCCGUCACAGGGAUUCGAACUGCCGACCUUCUGAUCAGCAAGUUCUAGGCUCGGUGGUUUAACCCACAGCGCCACCCACGUUCCAAGGGUACCUUAGGGACCACCAAAAUCCUUCCUAUCCUAGCUCAAUCCCCAAGAUCAUCUCCAGGAGUUAGCGAGGCAAGGCUCAUUUGACAGAAGCACGAAACAGAGUCUUUUGUGUGAGCAGCACAGUCUGGUGGAAUGUUCUGUCAAUACUCAGCAGGUACCUUCUGUUUCAACAUUUAAAUGCCUGCUGAAAACUUUUCUAUGCCAUUAGCAUUAUGCAGGCAAUGAAGAAAAUACUUUCCAUAACAGUUAGCUGAUGGUCUCUGAUAAUAUAUAUAUAUAUAACAGUAAGCUGCUUUGAUAUUAUUAACGAUAUAGUGGUAAAUAUUUUUUAUAAAUGUUCUCUCUGUUGUUUCAGCCUAUUAGCUGCAAGCGGGGGAAAUCGGCGGACUGCAAAUGUGGUGGCGCAUGGAUUUGCCAACCUCUUCAUUCUUGACAAGAAGACCCUCAAUGAAAUCUUGGUGCACUACCCUGACUCUGAAAAGCUCCUGAGGAAGAAGGGAAAGUAAGUCUUUACACAAAUCUAUAGACCAUUUGCCUUAAAAUGCAGAACUGGCAUCUCUUUCCCUCUGUUUGUGUAGAAGAGCAUUUACUUCUUAGACAUGUGGUUCUUGCUGGACAUGGCUGCAAAUGUUGGAGGAAGGAUAACUUGGGGCUAAUAAUGCCAGAAGAUCAGGGACAUUGCAAGUUAUUUAAAAGACCCAGCGGACAGGCCCACAACACAAAUUUCCCCAAACAUAUGUAGCACUUAUGGACAAACUAAAGGCGGCAGGUGUUUAAAGGUAAAGGAACCCCCGACUGUUAGGUCCAGUCGCGAAUGAUGCUGGGGUUGCGGCGCUCAUCUCGCUUUACUGGCCAAGGGAGCCAGCGUACAACUUCCGGGUCAUGUGGCCAGCAUGACUAAGCCACUUCUGGUGAACCAGAGCAGCGCACAGAAAUGCCAUUUACCUAGUUAUCUACUUGCACUUUGACGUGCUUUAGAACUGCUAGGUUGGCAGGAGCAGGGACAAAGCAAUGGGAGCUCACCGUUGCGGGGAUUCGAACCGCUGACCUUCUGAUGAGCAAGCCCUGGUGUCUGAGGUUUAGGUAUCACUAAUAAUGUACUCUGCACCAUGUGCAAGAAAAAACCAAAUAUUUUAAAAAUAAUAGAAGGGGUGAAUGGCAGGAGAUCUCCGGGUCAUCUUUUAACAAUGCAUCUGCAGAAGCUACAGACCCAAACAAGCGAAAGCCAACAGAGUUGUUAUUGUGUGUCAAUAGUCUAUUGUGAUUUUUUUUUUAAUUUCAUGUAAUUCCAUUACUUGGAUGACCAUGUUUCUGAUGUAAAAGGAAUGUGUUAUUUUAAAAUGCAGCUUUACAAUCAGGAGAGAUUACACUACUGUUAUAAGAUUUUUCUGCUAUUGACCUCUUGAGAAUACCUUAAGUGUUUAUCUUUCAAAAGUUACCAUAAUCCUUUUUGAGUUCUAGCCUUCAGUAAGAAAUGCAUACAAAUUCUCAAAAGAAUAUUUGCCCAUGCAGUUUCAUUGGAGAUCAUGGGUAGCCAGCCAGUGACUAUUCAUCGUAAUGAUUGUAUACAAUCACCAAGUUUAAAAGUUGUAUGCUUUGAGUACCAGCUCAUGAGGAGCAACAAGAAGAGACAACUGUUGCCUUCAUGUACUUGCUUGUUGGCUACCUAGAAACAUUUGUUUCGCUACUAUGAGAAAUAGGAUGCUAGAUUAAAUAGAGUCUAACCAAACUGCGAGAGGCAGUGGAAGACAGAAGUGUCUGGCAUGCUCUGGUCCAUGGGAUCACAAAGAGUCGGACAUGACUAAAUGACUAAACAACAACAACCCUAAAAACCAUGAUCCAGCAGGGCUUUUAAUGUUCAUAUGCCUGCUGGUGGCUAGGAUACUCACUCUUACCUAUUUUUUGCCCUUGCCCAGGAGGCAAUUACAGAUCAGACCUAAUUAGGAGUCUGCAUUAAUUUUUUUCAUGUAUCUUGCCGAUAUAAAAUAAAUCAGUUCAGCUUUUCCAUAUUAUUUCCAGAGUGGACUAAUCCGUUUCUGCAAGGAAUCGCUGGAUUUCCUUGAAUUUUUAAGCAGCCACCAGUAUGCAGAUUGGCGUGAGAUGGCUGUUGCUGAAACUUAAAAGGAAGUCCCCCUGGUGCACGGGUCUGUGCUUUUAUAUGUUGCAGCUCGAUUGCCUUGGGUGGCAAGGCAAAUCGGUACACAAACAAGGCAGAAUUAUUGAAUUCCUAAUGGAACAUGGGAGGAGGUGGGUGGGAGGAGAGAACUGUAUUCAAAGCCCUGAGCGCUUUGAAGGAAACAAAUGAAAUACAAAUAAUGGAACUGGAAGCUGGAGGUCAGGUGUCGCACAAGGCUUCCCUCUCCAAUAAAAGCUGAUGGACGAACUGUGUGUCUUUUGCUGCCUGGCUGGGAAUCCAGGAUCAGGAAUAUUACAGGGACUGCAAAACUACUAAAUAGAGAGGUGGCUGUUCAAAUACUAUUUCACAUGCUUUCUCUCUCUCCCUCCCCCCCCCCACUUUUCCUAUGAUCUAGAGUGCUCAUAAAGAAGGCAGGCAAGCCUGUGGGAGGACCAGCAGCACCUGCCAAAGGCUUGACCCUGUUAACACAGAAAGUAGAACCACCCAAGAUGUUCCAAGCGCUGCUGGGUGGAAAAGGUGGUGGCAUGGCGGCUGUUAUCCAGCUGAAGAGACAGAUGGAGGAACAGGUACUCACAAAUGCUGCAAGUUCAAUGGGGAGCCUGGAAUGUGGCAGAGAUAAACAGGGAGAAUACCAACUCAGGGUGGGGUGGAGGUCAGGUUAGUUAGAGGAACUACCAGGAGCAAGGAAUCUAAUCCUCAUUAAACAUCCAAGCACAAGGAGAUGGCAAGCAUUACCAUGCCAUCGCACUCGGAAAUGUCUGAGAAUGCACAUACCCUCCCACCAGAUUUAUAAGCAGUGGGAAAUGUGCUGAGCAGCGUCUUCAAAAGGGGAUGCAAGUUUUAUAAACCCCUCCUGAUGAAGACAACAAGGACGGUGUGUUUCAGUUCAUCCCCAUUAAUGUAGCGAUUUUCUUUCUGAAGCAGACAGCAGUGAUCAGCACAGAUGGAGAGAUCCCCUUUCCUUCCGCCAUAAUCUCAAGGAUCUUCCCGAUUAGCUGAAUUUAAACAAAUAAAUAAUUUCAUAAGAUUCUUCGCAGUAUGAAGAAAGUGAAUUAGAGACAAACUGUUUCUUCCUCAUAAUUACUGGCAUUUGGAACAACACAAUGAAGUUUAUUGUCAGCAGAUUUGGGGCAGACAGAAGAAAGCUGUUCUUUAUACAUUAAUUGCGUAACAAACCCCUGUAGUUCCCUUAUAUAAUAAACACACACGGACAGGGAUAUUUUAGGUUAAUGGGCUAAAAUUGGUCACAACUUUAUUGUGAUUACAGAUGUGAGUGGUUUGGUUUAGGCACUGGGUGAAACCAGAGUAUAUCCCGACUCCUGCCUGUCUGCAGGGAGUCACACUAAGGGUAAAUCACCAGCAGCGGGAGCUCUACAACAUACGUCAAAUGGGGGGGGGGCAGUGUCCUGGAUGGGUCAUGGCAUGGCCCUAGCCCACGACCAGCCUUUGGACAGGAUCCACAACCCCAGAUCCUUUUAACAAGAUACCCUUAUCGAGGAGGGGCUGGUGGAGGCAACAACCUCCCCUCCCAUCACAAAGGCUAAGCCAGUUACCUGUUAUGUCAGACACUGACAUAAACAGGAAAAUAAAGGGUUGGGGAGCAAAGGAGAGGCGCUCGGUGCUGGCUUUCAUUUCUAGCUUCAUAAACCAUGAAAUGUGGAUUUAUUGUCUGAGCUGAGCCUGCCCAACAGGACUUCAACCAGAGUUUGUUUAGUUUAAUCACUUAUAACCCAACUUUAAGAUAGUUUUUCCUAAGACAGCUUGUAACAAAACAAUAAUAAAAUGCACAGCCACACGUAAAGCGAUAACCGUUAAAAAUAACAUCAGUUAAAAUAUAGACAAGUAAGCAUAAUAUCACUCACACACAAAAAAGCCUAAGACCACACCUCUGCAUUCUCACAGUGAGCCAAGGCACGUGGCUAUUUUUUGCUGGGCAAGUUACCAUUUGGUGACCUUUCUCCUCCAAUUGCACUCGGAAAUAUUUUUCAGCAUAUGAUCGUGCCUGCUUUUUUCACAUGGGAGGCAUUUUUUGGAGGAAAUUUACCUCUGGAGAGUUCUGAGCGUGCUUGUUUAUUUAAAAUAUUUCAGUUUAUUUCAAAUAUCAGUAUAGUAUCAAAAGAUCUCUCAAGGCAGUAACAGUAAAAAAAAAAAAAAGUUUAAAAAAUAAAAGUCCACUGAAAAAGCAAAACUACAAAUUCCAGCUGAACAUUAACCACUUCCUAAUGCCUAGGUGAAAAGUGCAAGGUUCUAAGCUGGUGUCUAAAUGAAAAAAGGGUAGGCACAUGUUGCAUUUCAGAAGGGAGGGAGCUCAACGGUUGAGGUGCCAUCACAAAGAAGGCCCUGUCUUGCAUCGCUACAUCAUGUGACUGAUGCAGACUCCACUAAUCUCAGUAGAACAUUUAUAGACCUUCAAAGACAAUGUCAAGCCGCUCUGAAAUCAAUGUGGGUAUCCCUUUAGCUGUGCUUGAUGGAUUGUACUCACCUACUAUGCAGAGAGCUCUUAGGUGUGAUCUUAAUUUCCUGUCAAGCAUCCUUCUUUAACAACAUUUAAUUGUUUUUGUUACAGGAGGAAAAAGAAAAGGAAGAACAAGCAAAGAAAGAAAAAGAAGAACGAGAAAAGGCGGAAAAGGAAAAGAGAAGUUAAUAUUUAACUGUUUUUGUUUCAGGAGGAAAAAGAAAGGGAAGAACAAGCAAGGAAAGAAAAGGAGGAACAAGCAAGGAAAGAAAAGGAGGAACAAGAAAGGAAAGGAAAGGAGGAACAAGCAAAGAAAGAAAAGGAACGAAAGGCAGAAAGAGACAAAAAAGAAAAAGCCAAGCCUGAAACCAAACCUACAGAAAUAAACCCAACACAGCCUCCAGAGGCCAAAGAGCCACAGAUGCAAGUGGAACCAUCUGCCCAUAAGGAAGAACCAGCUCCCAGCAGCCAGCCAACACCACCGGCUCCUCCUAAACCAAGUUUGCUCAGAGGAACCACUAACCAGUCCCUUAUCAUUAGCAUGACUCCUUCCAGCACCCCAGGAGAAGGAGAUAUUCUUACUGUUGAAGUCAAAGUGAGGGAUAAAGUAUAA